Messenger RNA from Colius striatus (speckled mousebird), 4342 nucleotides. RefSeq names its product protein phosphatase targeting COQ7 (gene PPTC7). The record is from RefSeq and is a predicted model, not a curated record. The coding region runs from base 429 to 1322 and encodes 297 amino acids. The transcript has 6 exons. Lineage: Eukaryota; Metazoa; Chordata; Aves; Coliiformes; Coliidae.
GCGGCCAAGAUGGCGGCUGCGGCCGGCGGGGUGCGGGGGCGGCGCAGCGGGCACCGGCGGCUCUGACCGGGACAGCCCCGCACGGAGCGGCGGCAGCGCUCGCGGAGGCCUUCGCGGGUGCAGCGCCGGUCUAGACGGGGAGGAGGCAGGGGCCCCCCUCGGGGGGGGGGCGGGACAAGUGGUGGCGCGGAGGGCGAAGGCGCUGCCGGCAGAGCCCCGGUCGUGAGGGGCCGGCGCGCGGAGCGUGAGGGGCGGCGGGGCUGAGGAAGGGCAGCGGGGCGGCGCGGCGCGGGCCGGCGGAGGCCGAGGCGAGCCGGCCGGCGGGCAGGGCAAGGCUGGCUCCCUGCGGAGGGCUCUCGCAGGUCAGGAGGCGGCUGCGCCGGUGGCUCCCCGCGUUCCUGGCUGUCGGCUGCUGGGCGCCACACGCCAUGUUCUCGGUGCUGUCCUAUGGCAGGCUGGUGGCCCGGGCAGUCCUGGGCGGCCUCUCGCAGACCGACUCCCGUGACUACAGCUUGGUGACAGCCAGCUGUGGCUUUGGCAAGGAUUUCCGCAAGGGCAUCCUCAAGAAGGGCAUGUGCUACGGAGAUGACGCCUGCUUCGUGGCUCGGCACCGGUCGGCAGAUGUGCUGGGGGUAGCAGAUGGUGUAGGUGGCUGGAGAGACUAUGGGGUCGACCCUUCUCAGUUCUCAGGGACUCUAAUGCGAACAUGUGAACGUUUAGUAAAGGAAGGACGGUUUGUACCAAGUAAUCCUGUUGGGAUCCUCACUGCAGGUUAUUGUGAGCUGCUGCAGAACAAAGUUCCUUUGCUUGGGAGCAGUACAGCCUGUAUAGUGGUUCUGGACAGAACAAGUCACCGUUUACACACAGCCAACUUGGGAGAUUCUGGAUUCCUGGUAGUCAGAGGAGGAGAAGUAGUACAUCGGUCUGACGAGCAGCAGCAUUACUUCAACACUCCCUUCCAACUGUCCAUAGCUCCACCAGAAGCAGAAGGAGUUGUCUUAAGUGACAGCCCUGAUGCUGCUGAUAGUACUUCCUUUGAUGUCCAACUUGGAGACAUUAUUUUGACUGCAACAGAUGGGCUCUUUGACAACAUGCCUGACUACAUGAUCCUGCAGGAGUUGAAAAAGCUGAAGAACUCCAACUACGAGAGCAUACAGCAGACUGCCCGGAGCAUCGCGGAGCAAGCUCACGAGCUGGCCUAUGACCCCACCUACAUGUCACCCUUUGCACAGUUUGCAUGUGACAACGGGCUGAACGUGAGAGGGGGCAAACCAGAUGACAUCACCGUCCUGCUUUCGAUUGUAGCCGAGUACACAGACUGAGCUGCCGGGGCUCAGAUCCCACGGUCUCCUCCUCCCCGGCCACUUUCCUGCUGGCGGGAUCCCUCCCUUCCUCCGCAGCCCGUGUCGGCGGCCGGCUCUCGAGCUCAUUGCCUGGCUUGAGACCCAACUGAAGCCCUCCUUAGUGCACUGGUCCUCAUGUGCCAGCGAGAUGCAGAGGAGCUCAAGGCUUGCAGCAUGUCUUUCAGAGCUUCGUCGUCGUCGUCCUUCGAAGGGGGAGGGUCGGUCCCGCGCCGUCACCGCGUUUGAAACGUGACUUUGGAAGGAGCAGCGUUGGUUUAAUCGCCUUCCACACUAGAUUCCGUAGGUAAAACCUGUCUGAGAGGGUGCAGUGCUCUAUUCACUAGUACUGCUGCUCAUCACAGGGCGUGAGCAUAGUCCUGUGCCAGUGGUAGCUGAGGUUUCGUGUGCCUGGGCUCUGGUUGCCGGGAGGUUCCUCCCUGCCGUGCACAUCCCGCUCUCGCCACGCGCCGUGUCGCCCCUGAGCCCCUCCAGGACGGGAUUUCAACACCCUCCCUCCUUCAACUUAUAUUGGAUGCAAAUGUGUUUUGUGAUUUCAGGUGCUUAACUGUGAUCUUGAGAGUUCAGCAGAUCAUCCAUCCCCAGCGGGCCGGUAGCUGGGUGUUUUGCCUGUGGAUAAUGAUGAUUAUUUUGUUCUAAAACAAAACAAAACCCCACUGAGAUGGGAACUUUCAGAGAGCAGAGCUGGCCCCAGCCGAGCUCCUGGCACCCCUUUAACCCUCUCACCAGCGCAGGGUGAGAACGCUACAGCAGGGGUGCGGGAAGGGAGGUUACACAAAGAGCAGAUCAACACCCAAAGCAGCAGAAUUAGUGUUAGGAAUGGCCAUUGUGGCUUGCCCACAGCAUCCUCCCCUUGCUCACACAAGCACCUCGUGGAAACUACGAACGAAUGAUCAGCCAAACCCUGUCCAUUUCAGCACCUGGAGCGCAGGGGCGUGCGAAGGAACCUGCCCCAUGUUUACAGCUCCCCGACAGCCACUUUGCAAUACGACAUUUCCCUGCCCGUGGCAGCAGCCGCCGCCUGUGCCCCCGCUGCAGCUUUCCCUUUGCCUCGGGAGGUUCGUGCCCAGAGCUCACAGCUGUAAAGAUACAGAUAGAUCUAUAUAUAUAUAUUUUUGGUCAGUUUUUCAUUAACUUUUUUGCUGGUAGAAAAGGACGUAGAAAUAAAUUAAAGCCAUGUUUUUAUAUAUAAAAAGUCGGGUAAUGUUGCUGUUUAGGUGAGUGCAGUUAAACUUGGUCAGUAAGGAAUCUUUCCUGCUCUCAAAGGAGAUUUUUACUACCUGGUUUAUUGUAUUAAAACUGUUUGAGUUUGAGGUUACCUCAACCUGUUUAAAAGACAUUUUCUGUGGACUCGUACUGUAUAUUUACAUAACUUUGUGGAGCUUUUAUUUAAGGUCAUUUAACAUGUACCAUGUACAUGUCACUGAUGGUGUUUCGAUGCAUCAUGCUUGUAACAGGCAUUUCAUUUAUAAUACGUGAUUCAUUUGGAAGCUCUUCGGUGAUUUCUCUGCUGUUCCUCGAUCGGCGUCGUGUUCGCUCUCGACUUCAAAUCACCUUGUAAUUACCUGUCAAAAUGCCUUAACUUACCCUAACUUGACCAAAAUACUAUUUUGGUGAGGGUAUGGGGAGGGUUACAUGAAGGGAGAAGCAUCAGUGAGUCCUGAGUGGGUGACUGUGCACGAGUGGUCGUCGUUUCAGGCUGAACCAGCCGCGUCUGCUCUCUGUCAGAGGAAUGUAUCCGCGCCACGGCGCCUGGGGGGGGACGUUUCCCUCUCAAAUCUUGGGUGUCUUGACAUUUUCUUCUCCAGUAUUUACACUCAAUGCUUCUUGAUUAGAGCAGGUUUGAUCAAUUCUUCUUUCCCUUGAACUUUAACUUACCUUCAGGCCAGCCCUCGUUAUCCCCCCCUGCCCCCAGCCCUCGUUAUCCCCCCGGCACUGACGUGGCCCCAGACCACAUCAGGCUGAUUAUGAUCCUCUUCCCUAGUAAAGAACAAAUUUGGAUUUAGAUUCCCAACUCUGAGUUUAUCCCUCACCAGACACACCAAAGACCAGUGAAGCUUAUAGCUUUUCCAUCUGUUUAUAAAGCAAUACUGUAUUAUAAAGAGUUGAUAUUUUUAUCACACUGCUUGAUUGUUUUUGGUUUGUUGGGUUUGAUUUGUUGGGUUUUUUUUUAAGAUGUGCACUCUGAACAUAUCAAACCUAAUUUCUUCCUGUGAACUGAAGCUGUCUGCGCACAACUGAGCUGGGGGAAAGGAAAGGACAGGGCCGGGCUCUCCAAACCGUGUUCGAUGAGGCACGAAGCAGGCAGGUUAUUGCAGCUGUUCCCGAGAGGAAGGUGCUGGAGAGGUGUCCCCUGAGGUGGAGGGGAGUGAGGGAGGAGCCCAGGCUGCCUCUGGGUUGGGAGCUGAAGGGAGAGGAAGGGACGUAGGGGCAGGGGCUGGGUUCCUGCGGCAGCGCUGAGGGGUGUUUGGGUACAGGGGGCCGGGAGGUGGCAGAGCCCUGUGGUUCCUCGCUACUCGGGCGGCUGUCUUUGGGGAACCUGCCCCAUGCAGCUUCCCUUUGUGUUCAGGAGGGAGGUUUGGCUGAAAAAGCACCCCAAAACCAAACCCUGCUGUUGGGACCAGGCAGUUGUGAGUGAAGGAGAAGGGAGAGGUGAGGGUCUGGCAGAGGUGGGGAAGGAUUUGGCGAGGGAAUCUCCUUCUCUUGGUCAGGGAGAUGGUUUCUCUGGGGAGAAAGCCAGCCCAUGUGUGGAGGAAGUGUCUGUGUGAUGUGAGUCCUUACAAAGGCAAACACACUGGUCAGAGUCUGUCCCUAACGAGGAGGCUGUGUUGUUGUUGUUGUUGUUCAAGUGAGACUAUCAUCUAUGCUUACCCGAGAGGCACCUACGUGAGUUUCAUGUCUGAGGUAUAACUUAUGCAGGAAUAGUUCUGUACAUAAAGGAGUUGUACAAAUAUUUAAUAAAUAUAGUAUUUAUACUAAAA